UAGCCCCUGAUUAGACUCAAGCUGAAGGGAGCUGUUUUGUAGAUUGUUUAAAGAAAAGAAUGUGCAAGAAAGGUACAUCUCGUGGCAUUUGCUCUUUCGUAUUACUCUGGUUUACUUCCUUCGCAGUUCAGAAUGGAUCGGCCUCUGUGACAGCUUUUGUUGAAAUACGAUAUUUGAAUGCAAGCAGCAAUCAGGUGGUGAGGCAGGUUUGUGAAUGUGGAUGGUAUGGAAUGCAAUCUCUAAUAGCUAUUGCCUAUGGACAAGUGGAGCUGCCUGCAGAAAACCUCACGGCUUGUGGCCCUCAUGUCCGGUUCAACAGCUCGGCUGAUUCAUGGAUUGCUCUCAUUGAAAGGGGGGACUGCACUUUUUCUGAAAAGAUCAAUUCCGCCCUUAAGGCAGGAGCGGCUGCUGUGGUCAUUUUCAAUGAUGCAGAUUCAAGAAAUGAUGACAGAGCCAUGUCACAUCCUGGAACUGGGUACACUGUGGCCAUCAUGAUUGGCUACCUGCGAGGCAUGGAAAUUGUCAAUUUGAUAAGGAACAACACAACAGUGACCAUGACCAUCGAGGUGGGAAAGGAGCACGGUCCCUGGCUGAGCCACUACUCCGUCUUCUUCGUCUCCAUCUCCUUCUUUGUGGUGACGGCUGCUACAGUCGGCUACUUCAUCUUCUACUCUGCUCGCCGGCUACACACCAUAAGGUUGCAGAACCGAAAACAGAAACGACUCAAAGCGGAAGCCAAAAAAGCUAUUGGACAGCUUCAGGUCCGGACACUAAAGCAAGGUGACCAGGAAAUUGGAUCCGAUGCAGACACAUGCGCCGUAUGUAUCGAAGCUUACAAGCCUGGCGAUGUGGUAUCCAUACUAACUUGCAACCAUUUCUUCCACAAGACGUGCAUCGAGCCUUGGUUGCUGGAACACAGGACAUGCCCUAUGUGUAAAUGUGACAUCUUAAAGGCCCUUGGAGUUGAGCCAGAUGUUGAAGAAGGAACUCACCAGGUCCCCAUGCCACCAGACUUCAGAAUCUACCCUGAGACCCUGGAAGAUGCCCGAAGUGAAACCGCCUCUUCCGGUUACGCCUCAGUACAGGGCAUAGAGGAGCACGGGGGCUCUGCGGAGGAGAGGUUCACCCAGGCACCCUCAGCUGUAACACAGGGCGAAGAGAAAGCAGAGGGAGCAGACGGACAAACCGACUUACAGCCUCAUUAUGACAACCUGGCCUUCGAGGGAGAUUCGCAAAGCCACCCAGAUCCCAGGACAUAAAGAGCGCAGCCAAUCAUCCCCCAGCAAGAGUGGGCUUUGCUUUCUGCAGAAUUUGCACCAAAAUCUGGCCUGUGAUUGAUUUGAAAAGCUGUUUUUGAGAACUAGAUACAUAUAGUGCAUGUUUGUGAUUACUAAUAGGAAAAUGAGCACCUAUGCAUCUUUUUAGCAGAAAAUCUAUAAAUGCAAACCCAUUGUUCAGUGCAUUGAGCUCAGCUGAAUCUCAUGAAAAGGGUACAUUAGCUUAUAUCGUAUACAAAAGAGCUUUGUGCUUCUGAACAAUCUGAAUGCCUUUUUCGAAUGACGUUAAAUCUUCUAAUUCUGGUUUUUCUUCUGUAAUUUAAAAAAUUAUUUCCAAGCUGUAUAGUUUAAGGAAUCUUGACAGAAAUAACCUGGCACAUAAUGUGGAUUUUAAUAACCUGAAACCGGUAUGGAUUGCGAUUAAAUUGUUUUAACACGUUCAGAAUGAUCCUUUUAUUGAAAUAAAAUGAAGUAUUUUUCUAGUACUGAAUGUGACUUGUCCUGAUAUUACUUUAAGACUAAGACCUGUUUAUUCCCCUUGGGUAUCAAAACAUUUUAUUGACACUUUUGUAUUGAAUGGCCAGAAAAUGGUCCUUAUUCACAAGAUGGUUGCUACAUGCACUGUUAAAUAACAGGAAGUUUUAAAUUGGUUAGAGCAGAGAAAGUUGCUGUUUGGUUUCUGAAGUAUACAUUCCAUUUGCCUCUUCAGUACAGUUGCUGAGAUUAAUAUAGAAAGCUUAAGAUACCAGUUUAUUUACAUUUACUGCUUGUAAAUAUUUCAUCUCAAGUACCAUUUUUUUCCAAAAAUGGGGAAAUGAUCAAAAUUUUAUAUUAAUAUUUUGGUCUUUCAGUGUUUAAGCUGGUAUGUUAAGAUACAGUACCUAUGCUCACAUUCACCUUAAUUACUGGAUCAAAAGUAUGCAAAAUAUUUCCCUGUCACUGUGAAAAACAAAGCAAUAGGUUUACUACUUACCAGCUCGAGAGAUGCCUAUGCCUUAAUAUUUUGUGGUGCAAACAUGUUGUAAACUAUUUUUCUGGGAAAGGAUCAGUUAUUGUUUAAUCCUAAUUUUGGUGUGCACUUUAAUGGUUUAACUUAACUUUAAAUACCUGUAUGAAUUUUGUGAAAUUAUCUUGACUUUCUCACCAUCUUAGGUGAAGCUGUCCAAAGUAUUUUAACUUAAAUAAGGGACAGAUGGUGUUUGGUUUUACCCCCAACAACCUCCCCUUCUUUCCUGUAUCUGUGAUUUGAUAACUGGUGUAUAUACGAUUUAAAGUUAUAUUUAAAAUGUAAGCAAAUUGUAAAUAAAAAUUCUUUUAUUA
This is a messenger RNA of Paramormyrops kingsleyae, 2597 nucleotides long. RefSeq names its product ring finger protein 128a (gene rnf128a). Lineage: Eukaryota; Metazoa; Chordata; Actinopteri; Osteoglossiformes; Mormyridae. The record is from RefSeq and is a predicted model, not a curated record.